Perognathus longimembris pacificus (Pacific pocket mouse) is the source of this 2274-nucleotide messenger RNA. RefSeq names its product vomeronasal type-2 receptor 116-like. Gene Ontology annotation, cellular component: membrane. The coding region runs from base 1 to 2274 and encodes 757 amino acids. Gene Ontology annotation, biological process: G protein-coupled receptor signaling pathway. NCBI's taxonomy places the organism in Eukaryota, Metazoa, Chordata, Mammalia, Rodentia, Heteromyidae. The record is from RefSeq and is a predicted model, not a curated record. The transcript is spliced from 7 exons. Gene Ontology annotation, molecular function: G protein-coupled receptor activity.
AUGGAAAAUGAAGUGUAUAUCUUGUGGAACUAUCAGUUUGUUUUGGCCUUGACUUUUGCUAUGGAAGAGAUCAACAAAACUCCUGCUCUUUUACAUAACUUGACUCUGGGAUUUGAUAUCUGUAAUGUUCAAGAUGGAUUGCCAACAGCAUUUAAAAGUCCCUUCAUUUGCUUUUUUGGGAACUACACGGUUCCUAACUACUCGUGUAUACGUGGCAGCAAGUCUAUAGGAGCACUUACAGGACCAUCAGUAAUAUCAUCUGCCCAGAUAGGCCCAUUGCUGGACCUCUACAAGUUUCCACAGCUCACCAUUGGGCCUUAUGAUCAGGCCUUGAAUGACCACAGGAAGUUCCCUGCUCUCUACCAGAUGGCCUCGAAGGACACGUCCAUAGCCACUGCCAUGGUCUCAUUACUGGUUUACUUCAGAUGGAACUGGGUGGGACUGUUCAACUUUCUAGAUGAGAAUGGCUUGUGGAUUCUUCCUCUACUGAAAGAAGAGAUGGACAAGAGCAGAGUUUGUGUUGCCUUCGAGCUAGCAAUCCAAAGCUAUGGCCUAUCAUUUGAAAGCAUGGCACUGUAUAACCAGAUUAACAAAUGUUCAUGGGAGUCCCCCUUGAGGAGGAGAUCUUUAAGGCGAGGUUCAUUCCAUGUCCUUCUAACUUUUUCACACCGUCACCCAGAUGUUUCUGGAUUCACAGAUUUUGUCAAGGCAGUGAACCCUUCCAAAUACCCAGAAGACUAUUUCCUUGCUCGGCUGUGGUUUCUCUCUUUCAAUUGCUCACAUUCUGAGUCUGACAGUGUUACAUGGCAGAACUGUCCUCGUGAUGCCUCCUUGGAUUGGUUACCUGGGCACAUUUUUGACAUGACUAUGUCUGGAGAAAGUUACAAUAUAUACAAUGCUGUGUAUGCUGUGGCCCAGGCUCUCCAUGAGAUGCUGCUACAUCAAACAGAAGUACAAACAUUAGAAAACAGGAAAGAGACAGUGCCUUCCCCUGCACAGCUGCACACUUUUCUGAAGAACACCCAAUUUCAGAAUCCUGCUGGAGACCUGGUGAUUUUAGAUGAUAAAAGAAAAUUGGAGGCAGAUUAUGACAUUGUGAACACUUGGAAUAUUCCACAAGGUCUUGAUCUUAAGGUGAAAAUAGGACAGUUUUCUCCACUUGCUCUGCAUGAUCAUCAACUAUCUUUAUCUGAAGAUUUGGUAGAGUGGCCCAUAGAAACUACAGAGCCUGUUCUUUCUGUCUGCAGUGAAAGUUGUGGUCCUGGAUUCAGGAAAUCCCUACAGGAGGGAAAGGCUGCCUGUUGCUUUGAUUGUACCCCUUGCACAGAGAAUGAGAUGGCUAAUGGGACAGACAUGGAGCAGUGUGUGAAGUGUCCAGGUCACCAGUAUGCCAACACACAGAGAAACCAGUGCCUCCUAAGAGCUGCAAGCUUCCUGGCUUAUGGGGAGCCCUUGGGGAUGGCCGUGGCCUGCAUGGCUCUUGGUUUAUCGACACUCACAGCAGCUGUCCUUGGGGUCUUUCUGAAACAUCACAACACCCCCAUUGUCAAGGCGAAUAACCAGGCUCUCAGCUACAUCCUGCUCCUCUCCCUCAUCUUCUGUUUCCUCUGUCCCUUGCUCUUUAUUGGCCGUCCCAACACAGUCACCUGCAUUCUACAGCAAACCACAUUUGGAGUUGUAUUCACUGUUGCUGUUUCUGCUGUUUUGGCCAAAACUGUAACUGUGGUUCUGGCCUUCAAGGUCACUACUCCAGGGAGAAGGAUGAGGUGGCUGCUGGUGUCAGGGGCUCCUAACUUCAUCAUUCCCAUCUGCACCCUGAUCCAGGUGACUCUAUGUGGGAUCUGGCUGGGAACCUCUCCUCCCUUCAUUGACACAGACACACACUCUGAACAUGGCCACCUCAUCUUCCUGUGUAACAAGGGCUCCCUCACUGCCUUCUACUGUGUCUUGGGAUACCUGGGCUCCCUGGCCCUGGCCAGCUUCACUGUGGCUUUCCUGGCCAGAAACCUGCCUGACGCCUUCAAUGAAGCCAAGUUCCUGACCUUCAGCAUGCUGGUGUUCUGCAGUGUGUGGCUCACCUUCCUGCCUGUUUACCACAGUGCCAAGGGCAAGGUCAUGGUGGCUGUGGAGGUCUUCUCCAUUUUGGCCUCCAGUAUAGGGCUCCUGGGCUGCAUCUUUUUCCCCAAGUGCUACAUCAUUUUGAUAAGGCCUGAUAAAAAUUGUGUGCAUGGCUUUAGGGACAGAAAAUACCCUGGGCAAUUUAAGCCCUCCUAA